AUGGCAGAGCUCUCUUCAAACUGGAAGAAACUCCAAGCAGAACUCAAGAGCGGUACAUCAUCCAGUCCAUCGUCAUCGAAACGAAAAUUAAAGGCUACUGCGCCAGGACCGGCGCCUAAGAAGCUCAAAGUCCCACCUUUGCCACCAAAAGCCAAGAAGCCAGCACCGCGAACAGCAGCAUCGGAUAAGGAGAAGGGAAAGAGGGCGAAGAGGCCUGGGCCCUGUCCAUCAUCCCGCUCGAUGGGCGGCGUACAGAGCACAGAGACACCCCACCAACAAGGCAAACACGGCGUGUCGCCGUCUCUAGCCCUCUGGGCGGCCGACAAUGGCAUUUCUGCCGAGGCCAUAGCAGAGGCGUACGAUCUGGGUACCAAGGACCCCUCACUGGUGCUAGCCUCGGCAAAGGACAAGGUCAACCACGGGCUCACGGAAGGGUUAGAGGUGGGCAAGUUUGUCGCCAUGGACUGCGAGAUGGUGGGGGUCGGCGAGGGGGGCUACAAGUCCGUACUGGCGCGCGUGAGCUUGGUCGAUUUCCACGGGAAGCAGAUCUAUGACUCGUACGUCAAGCCCAUGGAGAAGGUGACCAACUGGCGAACGGCGGUGAGCGGCAUCACGUCCCGCAACAUGUGGUUCGCCCGCGAGUUCAAGGAGGUCCAACAGGUCGUCGCCGACAUCCUCCAGGGCCGCAUCCUCGUAGGGCAUGACCUCAAACAUGACCUCGACGUUCUCAUGCUGUCGCACCCAUCCGCCAGCAUACGCGACACGGCGAGGUUUGUGGAUUUCAAGAGGUACGGCCACGGCCGCAAACCGGCCCUCAGGACGCUGGCGCAGGAGAUUCUGGGGGUCGAGAUCCAGGCAGGUGCCCACUCGAGUAUCGAGGAUGCCAGGGUUGCCAUGCUGCUGUUUCGGAAGCACAAGUCUGGGUUUGAUGCGGAUCAUGCGAAUCGGUUCGCGUCGAGGCCGGUGGCCGGGGGCCAAGGGAAAGCAAAGGGGAAGAAGAAGCGCAGUGGUUGA
Geosmithia morbida is the source of this 1014-nucleotide messenger RNA. RefSeq names its product RNA exonuclease 4. Gene Ontology annotation, molecular function: 3'-5' exonuclease activity; nucleic acid binding. The transcript has a single exon. NCBI's taxonomy places the organism in Eukaryota, Fungi, Ascomycota, Sordariomycetes, Hypocreales, Bionectriaceae. The record is from RefSeq and is a predicted model, not a curated record. Bases 1 to 1014 code for a protein of 337 amino acids. Gene Ontology annotation, cellular component: nucleus. Gene Ontology annotation, biological process: ribosomal large subunit assembly; rRNA processing.